AUGAAGACCCAGACUCUGUUCGUCCUCGCCGCCGCUGCCUUCGGCUCGGCCAUGGCUGGCGCCAACACCACCGUCACCGAUGUUGACACUUCCACCGUCACCGUCCCGUGCUCCACGUCCACCACUUCCCUGGGCACCGCACCCCUCGGCACCGGCACCGUUACCUUCACGCCUCCUGGCAACGGCUCGCACACCUACACCCGCCCAACCCUGAACCCCACGACGACAACGACGGCCACGCACACGACCGGUGCCACCACUGGCCCUAGCUCGGUUGUCACGGCCGGUGCUUCGUCCCUGGAUGCCCGCGUCUUUGUCGGUGCUGCUGCUGCCGUCGCCGCUAUUGCUUUCUCUCUGUAA
This is a messenger RNA of Sporothrix brasiliensis 5110, 360 nucleotides long. RefSeq lists its product as uncharacterized. The coding region runs from base 1 to 360 and encodes 119 amino acids. NCBI's taxonomy places the organism in Eukaryota, Fungi, Ascomycota, Sordariomycetes, Ophiostomatales, Ophiostomataceae. The transcript has a single exon. The record is from RefSeq and is a predicted model, not a curated record.